AUGGACACACCAAACUGGAUCUUUCCUGACCACGACACCUACAACCACUGCGUCACUCCUAAUGAUGUGGAAGAAUGGCAAGCUAGUCAAACACCUCAAAAAUCUUGCCUGCACGAUACCAUGCAGCCUGCGCCAUCUCUGCCAUUUGAGUAUGGUAUGCCACAACUGCAGUUUGGAAAUCUGGCAGCGCACAACACAUCCCAGAUGCAUCCGCAGUACGUGACAGAAGAUGUGGGCUACAGUGGUCCUCACUAUGCUGUGGAUCCGUCAUCUGGGCUGCGCCGCUCAUGCGAGUUGGCAAAUAGCGAGAGCUUCGAGUUCUGCAGCUAGUUUUGCAUGAAACAAACGACUCCGUCUGCCCGUACGACGAAGCCGUGCCAUUGAACUUUGGCAAGUCGAUGAUGUCCAGUGCCAGAUACGCCCGCGGUGUUGUUUAUUUCUCGGACUCUGUACAAGUGACAGUUUGGUGAUGGCUCGUAAAUUGGAGAAAUAAAAUGGCAGAAUAAAAUAAGAAUUGAGUGGGGCUACUG
Suillus subaureus is the source of this 530-nucleotide messenger RNA. RefSeq lists its product as uncharacterized. The record is from RefSeq and is a predicted model, not a curated record. Bases 1 to 330 code for a protein of 109 amino acids. The transcript is spliced from 2 exons. NCBI's taxonomy places the organism in Eukaryota, Fungi, Basidiomycota, Agaricomycetes, Boletales, Suillaceae.